ACUAUUUACACACAAAUAUCUGACAAUAAAUAGUUAAAAUCGAGUUUAACGAAAGAUUCAGAUCCUUAUUCUUCUCCACCGGAUCUCGAUAUCGGAGAAUUAGCCAAACGAUGGCCGCCGACGGAAUAUUCCGCAGCAUCUUCGAAGGUUGUAUCUCCGGCCUUGAUUCCGCCAUCGAGCGGCGUCCUUACCACAAAAACUGCGGAUGUGCUCUCCACGAUAAAUCAAGCGGCGCUGGGAAAAAUCAAAAUCAACGACGGCCGCCGUCUUGUCGCCGCCACGGAAGCUCAGAGAGCAUUUCGUUUCCGAUCCGACGGUCUUGGAGCGAAGGCAACAUCAUGGCUAUGAAUCUCUUCUCCUCAUCGUCGUCUUCUUCUAAUCUCCAAUCGCUUUCGUCGUCUUCUUCUCUCUCAAAUCUGGCAUCAGAUUUACCGGUGGAUGAUGCUGCGACGGAGGAACCGAGCAGAUCUAGUAAGCAGCUACGAUGGACGAUUGACGUCGUCAUUACUCCUAAACGACGUCGUAACAAAAACGUAACAAUUUCCUUUUUCUUUUUGGUAACAUGUAUAAAAGAAAUUUCCUUUUUUAUUGAUCGAGUGAUUUCCAUAUUUUAAUAUAACAUGUGUAUAAAAGAAAUUUCCUUUUUGUUUUUCCGAAACGACCUAACAUCUCCUCUGCUUAUAAAUAUAGUCGUAGUCUCUUUUUACUUCUUCGAGAGAAAUCAAAAUUGUAUCCCGAGAGAGAAAGUUCUAAAGCAAGCAUAAGCAAAAUUGUAUCCC
Molecule: messenger RNA, 779 nt
Organism: Arabidopsis lyrata subsp. lyrata
Lineage: Eukaryota; Viridiplantae; Streptophyta; Magnoliopsida; Brassicales; Brassicaceae
Exons: 1
Coding region: 111-614 (167 amino acids)
Source: RefSeq, a predicted model, not a curated record